AUGCGGCGUGGAAGCCAAGAUUUUUCGUCGCCUCGUUUGCCAGAGCCGGGCGUCGACGCUGCUGACUACCGACCUGAGGUUGAUGUGGAGCGCUUGGCGCAGCAUUUUGCGCAACGCUACGGGAGUUUGGCCGAGGCACGAAAAGCCCUGGAUCCGGAGGUGGAGCUGAAGCUGGUGGAGUUCGAGCUCGCUUUGAAGAAAUGGGGAGUGAAGGUUGACAACGUCGUGCAUUUCUUUGCUCACAUCGAUGAGGACUACAGUGGCAGCAUCUCCGUCGAGGAGCUUCUAAAUGUGCUGGACUCGCCAUUGGAUGAGAUUCAGCGCCGUGAGAAGCUGCGCCAGCGGAACGAGGUCAAACGAAUUUUUGAGGAGAUGGCACGCAGCAUCUGUGACAAGUUUGGUAGCAUCGAGGAAGCCUUCAACAAGCAUGGGAGUUGGUUGCACUCGACCAGCUCUUCCCUGUCAUUGGCACAGUUCGGCAGGCUGGCAAAACAGCUAGACAUUGAGCUCGAGGCAGCUGUGAUGCAGCGGGUCUUCAAUGAAAUCGACGAGGACAAGGAAGGUUCCAUCUCCGUUGAGGAGCUGCAGCAGGCCCUUUCCUAUCCGAUUGUGCGCUACGUGGUGGUGGAGAUUGCCAGCCUCCUGCACCAGAAGUACGGGGGUGUUGUCGAGGCUUUCGAGAGUAUCGGGGAGAUCCGUCCCGGAUCCGUCUCCAAGGUGCCGCCUCCCCCGAUGCAGGGCGAGCGGCUGCCUGUGCGCCUGGCUCCCCACGAGGGCGUGUCGCAGGAGCAUUUUCUGAAGGUGCUCAGGCAGUUGAAGGUCCUGGACAACAUCACGGACAGUGCUGCCACGAUGAUUUGGACCAGCCUGCAGCCCUUCACCAUGCAGGACUUUGUGCAGAGGCUCCUGGAAGAACACCGCCAAGCUGAAGAGGAGAAGCAGCGUCAUGAAGAGGACCGAGAAAGGCGCGAGAAGGAAAGAAAGCGGCGACUAGCCGAAUCGCUAUGCCUGGAUAGCCGACAGAGAGCAGCCAAGGAGGUGAACUCCUGGCUCGACGAAGUGAGGUAUCUCGAGGCUGCCGUGGCUCGGACAGUCACUGCUCGCUGGGCGGCCCUUGCUCGUGUAGGCGCUUCCAAGACACAGCUGCGCGACUACGUUUCGGUGCUCCAAGGGCUCAUCAACGCGAGCACGGAAAGCGUGGAGGAGCUCAAGCGAUCCUUGGGUAUCGAAUCCGGAGUGCCAGGUCCUCCAGCGGCUUCGCCAACGCCGUUUGCGGGUGGCAGCACGCCGCGCUUCUUUGGAGGUUCGGAUAGCCAGCAGCCUGCGCAGAGUGGUGGGGGCACGCCUCUGCGUCCAUUGGGUCCGGCUCCCUCCCCACAGGGGGCAAGCCUGGACGAGAACAUGCAGUCGGAGCAUCGCACGCGGCUGGCAGAACGACUAAGCCAGGCGGCCACGGUGGGCGAUGUUGGGGCUGUGCAGAGGAUCCUCCUCCGACGGGCUGAUCCCAACUCGGUGGUUUGGGGCGGGGUCACAGCCCUGAUGAGUGCCGCGCGGCAUGGCCGGGUGCAGGUCGCCAAAUUGCUCCUAGCGAACUCAGCAGAGCCGGCUCGCACCGAUAUGCUCGGCCGAACUGCCCUGGACCACGCACGCUCCCAGCCAGCGCGGCUGCGAGAGUGGCUGCGUGGGAGGGGCGUUCUGGCGCGGGCUGAGUUGGAGGGGUCUGCGGAAGCCUUGGGCAGGCGGCUUCUGGAGCUCCAGAAGGAGUGGCGGAGGCUGGAGGAGAUGCGGAACCAGAUUCCCAGUGAGGAUGUCAUCCGGAGGACAAAUCUUCUCCUGCGUUUGGGGCGUGCGAGUUCACACCCGGAUCCGGGCCAGGGAACUCCGGCACUGAGCGUGGGUUCGCCUUAUCCUGGCCAUCUAUUGGUGCCUGGAUCUGCCCCCGGCACGCUCACGCCGCUGGAGCGCUCCUGCAGCUAUCCUGGCCCCGCACCAGUCCCAGCAAUGCCUGCAAGAGCACUGAAGCAGGUGCAGCUCAGCCUGCCGCUGCCGAUGAAGUGA
Messenger RNA from Symbiodinium natans, 2058 nucleotides. Lineage: Eukaryota; Dinophyceae; Suessiales; Symbiodiniaceae. The record is from the annotation of a GenBank genome assembly.